CUGAUGACGCAUGCGGAAGCGCGGACAGGCUCCACCCACUCCGGAGUUGAGGCACCGGCGCGGGGCUUCCGGGAGUCGGCGACGGCUAUCCGGAGGGGCUGCUCGGGCAUCGCUCGGGGCUGCUCGGACGUGAGGCCGGAGGCCACCCUCCCCGCGGCACGCGUGAACUUGCUGACGAGUGUCCGGCUGCCCUGCUUGUGCCCAGCUGCGGCCAUGACACCUGCCCCCUGCCGGGGGCCCGCCGCAGCUUAGGCCCCCGAGCUCAGGGAUGGGCGCUCCCCGCGGUCCCGCCCAAGUUCCUCGCGCGCGCGGGCGAGUAUGGACUUGAGCUACGGUGGCCGAGGCUAGUUCCCCCGGGAGCAGCUCGCCGGCGACGGCGCCCAGACGGAUGGAAGCCGGUGCGCCGCGGGCCGCGGAGGGCAGCGGUGACGCAGACAGCGAGCAGCACUUCGGUGCCUGCGGAGCCCAGAUGCCCGUCCAGCCGCCCGGCAAGGACCCGGAGGAGAUGGAAGCCGAGGGCGAUUCGGCCCCCGAGAUGGCCGUGAACGGGGAGGAGGACGAGAGCGAGGACGAGCGCAGCGGCAGCCCCACCGAGUCGGAGUCGGAGAGCUCGGAGAUGGACGACGAGGACUACGAGCGGCGCCGCAGCGAGUGUGUGCACGAGAUGCUGCACCUGGAGAAGCAGUUCUCGGAGCUCAAGGAGAAGCUGUUCAGGGAGCGGCUGAGCCAGCUGCGGGUGCGGCUGGAGGAAGUGGGCGCCGAGAGAGCGCCCGAGUACACGGAGCCCCUCGGGGGGCUGCAGCGGAGCCUCAAGAUUCGCAUUCAGGUGGCAGGGAUCUACAAAGGUUUCUGCCUGGACGUGAUCCGGAACAAGUACGAGUGUGAGCUGCAGGGCGCCAGGCAGCAUCUGGAGAGCGAGAAGCUGCAGCUGUACGACGUGCUGCAGGGGGAGCUGCAGGAGCGGAUCCAGCGGCUGGAGGAGGACCGCCAGGGCCUGGACCUCAGCUCGGAGUGGUGGGAUGACAAGCUGCACGCCAGAGGCCCCCCUCGGACCUGGGACUCUCUGCCACCCAGCAAGAGGAAGAAGGCGCCCCUGGUGUCCGGCCCCUACAUCGUGUACAUGCUGCAGGAGAUCGACAUCCUGGAGGACUGGACGGCCAUCAAAAAGGCUAGAGCAGCCGUGUCCCCUCAGAAGAGGAAGGCCGAGGGGCCUUGAUGAAACCUCACUGGCCGGACCCACAGUUCCUGCUGCAGAAGGCGGCUGAGGGUCUCAGCAGCCCCCCUGGGAACUCCUGACUCUCAACUGGACAGCGGAGGCCGGAGCGGCCCUGGGCAGGCUGCCCACCAACCCCCCCCACAGCCAGACCCACACUGCCCCUGCAGAGGGGCUCCCUCCCUGUGGACAUAGGCCCUGCAUACAUCCCCCUCCCCCAGCACCAGGCCUCUUGCAGGGCCUCUCCAUGUAGGAACUGGGAGCCAGAAACUGUUGGGGGGCCCGGCGCUCCCUGGCGGCGAGUGAGAUGCUGGGCACCCCAGUCCUUCCUGCGGGGGCUCUUGGUGUCUGCCUCCGGGGUCGAGGGUGUGGAAUAAACCUCUCCUGGCGCUCA
Molecule: messenger RNA, 1607 nt
Organism: Sorex araneus (European shrew)
Lineage: Eukaryota; Metazoa; Chordata; Mammalia; Eulipotyphla; Soricidae
Gene: BRMS1
Product: BRMS1 transcriptional repressor and anoikis regulator
Exons: 11
Coding region: 389-1216 (275 amino acids)
Biological process (GO): negative regulation of transcription by RNA polymerase II
Cellular component (GO): Sin3-type complex
Molecular function (GO): histone deacetylase binding
Source: RefSeq, a predicted model, not a curated record